Messenger RNA from Daktulosphaira vitifoliae (grape phylloxera), 5111 nucleotides. RefSeq names its product protein jagged-1-like. Gene Ontology annotation, cellular component: protein-containing complex; plasma membrane. The record is from RefSeq and is a predicted model, not a curated record. Lineage: Eukaryota; Metazoa; Arthropoda; Insecta; Hemiptera; Phylloxeridae. The transcript is spliced from 17 exons. Gene Ontology annotation, molecular function: calcium ion binding. Gene Ontology annotation, biological process: cell communication; establishment or maintenance of epithelial cell apical/basal polarity; heterophilic cell-cell adhesion. The coding region runs from base 703 to 4815 and encodes 1370 amino acids.
UGGUCAGACGUCGUCGGCAGUCCGUCGUGCCUUCAAGCAGACACUCUACGCGGAUACCACUACCAGUUGCGUUUCCGUCGUCGUUGUCACCAAUUCCAACGCUGCCGCCGAUAUCGUCUUCUCGAACGCGCCGGUACCGUUCGUGUCGUUUGUGUAUAAUUAUAUUCGUGUUAUUAUUUCAAAACGAUCGUUGUUAACAAUAAUCAGUGUCGUGCAAUUAAUUUAGUCGCGAUUUCAAAUCGUUUUAAAAUUGACUUCGAGUGUUAUCUUUUAGUAGUUUUAUUUUUCUCCAAUAAACUAAAUACUGUUGCGGUUUUCUACGGGAGAGUUCUUAUAUUUUGUAAUCGUAUUGAAAAAAAUUUCUGCCGGAAAUUGUACCCAACUCGUUGUUGGUUCCGAUCACGUGCUAUGCGCAAAAUCGCCGCUGCCCGGCCGAGUCGGCUUAAUUGAGUGUUAUAGACAAGUCGCGCAGAAGUGAUCGGCUGUAGCAUCAUUAUUACCGAAAUAAUUCCUCAAUCGCCGGCCGCGGCCGCCGCUUGUGGAAAAUGCACUUGCGGCAGCAGCGGCAACGGCCGCCGGCAUGGUCGCCAAUGGCCGGAGGAAGACGUGGAUUACACCUCAUCGGUCGAAACGAACAACGCUGCUAAUCACCACUAUAGCGAUAGACAUCAUAAUAUUAACCGAGAUUUUGAUUGUCUCGGGAUGGCGGAGACGGCUUCCGAAAAUGCCGUUGACAAAUGGGUCUGGCGACCACGGUGGCCACCCGGGCGAUGGGGUAGUACCAGCCGCAACGAAAGAUCUCGAUGUAAAACGGCCGGCCGACCCCUUCACUGCCGUCCGGUGACAACCGUCCGUCCCGUCAAGAUUUCGUGGUUGUUCUUAAUCUUCACCUUUCUGUUGUUGAUGAUCAGGGACGCUCGAGCUUUGGGUUUCUUCGAACUGCAAAUAUUAGAAAUCGAAAACUACCGCGGCCAGUUGGCCACCGGCGAGUGUUGCGGCUCGUCAGCUCCUAUUUCGUCGCCGUCACGGACCAAUUGCAUCGGAGCGCCUCAGUGCAACACGUUGUUCAGGGUGUGCUUACGGGAAUACCAGAGUCGACCGCCGGCCGGUGCACAGCCGUCGCUUGCCGUGCAGCCGGCCGCCACCGCCCCCGUCGGAUCCACUCAGCUCCAGUGCUCUUUCGGCAACACGUCCAGCCCGGUAUUGGGUGGAAACUCAUUUACCCUGACCGAUUCGGACUCGUCCGAUAGCCGGGGACACCUGUCGUUACCGUUUUCGUUUAGCUGGACGAGAUCGUUUACGUUCAUACUGCAAGCGAUGGAUUACAACAAUUACACGGGAAGUCUGUCGGUCAUCGAGGAGGCCACAUACUCAGGCAUACUGUUGCCUGGCAACGAAUGGAAAGCUCUAUCCCAUUUGGGGCAUACCGCUCGUAUGGCGUACCGAGUCCGCGUGCAAUGCGAUCGGUACUAUUACGGGCAGACGUGCACAAAGUUGUGCAAGCCUCGGGACGAUCGGUUCGGCCAUUACACUUGUGGCGACACAGACGGCCGUAAAGAAUGCAUACCCGGCUGGCAGGGCGAAAAUUGCGACAAAGCCGUAUGCAAGACUGGCUGUCAUCCGGUUCACGGCAAAUGCGAUUAUCCUGGCGGUUGCGAGUGCAGAAAAGGUUGGCAAGGUGAGCUUUGCGACCAGUGCAUGACUUAUCCGGGAUGCAAACACGGUUAUUGCAACGGCACGUCUUGGCAGUGUAUCUGCGACAUUAAUUGGGGUGGAAUUCUAUGCGAUCAAGAUCUUAACUAUUGUGGAACCCAUGAACCUUGCCUGAACGGGGGCACAUGCAAGAGUACGGCUCCCGAUCGGUACACGUGUACUUGCCCCGAAGGAUUUAGCGGGUCCAAUUGUGACGUCGUUCUCAAUCCGUGUGCCACCGAACCUUGUCUUAAUGGGGGAAAGUGUACUACUAUGACGCCAACCGCACUCAUCCCUUCAGCUUCCGGUUCUUCGCUCCAGCUCCUGCCCAAGCAAUUCCAUUGCGAAUGUCAGUCUGGUUGGACGGGAAGCACUUGCAAUACCGAAAUUGACGAGUGCGCCCUGAUGAAACCAAGAUGUCAUAAUGGCGGCACGUGUGUGGAUAAACUCAACGACUGGGCUUGCUUAUGUCCGAAUCGAUGGAGAGGCCAGCAGUGUGAAAUCGAUGUGGAAGUGUGCGAAAACCAAUUGAAAGCUAACAACGAUCAAACAUCGUGUGGCGUUAACGCCAUUUUCUGCAAGUCGAACACAACGGAUAAUUCAACAGCGCAGUGUGUUUGUCGCAAAGGUUGGACCAACGCUUUCUUUAACGAAAACAGCAAUAAUGGUAUCGUCGGUCCUUCGGGAUGUCCGGUGAACAUCGAUGAUUGCGCCGUACUCGUAGGCGAAGCGCCUUUGUGUAAAAACGGAGGAACUUGCGUGGACCUGGUCGGAUCGUAUGUUUGCAAUUGUCCAGUCGGUUACACCGGUCAACACUGUCAGACUCAAAUCGAUCCUUGCGACAGCUUAGCUUCGGCCAAUCCGUGUAAGAACGGCGGGGAAUGCGUUCGCAGUCAGAGUUCAUUUAGGUCGUACUCUUGUAUCUGUCCACUGGGUUAUUCGGGUGACGAAUGCGAGAUCAACAGGGACCAUUGUGCGCCAAACCCUUGCCGGAACGGUGGACAGUGUUUGAAUACCCCGGACGACUAUUAUUGUCACUGCGUGGUGGCGACAGAUGGCUCGACUUGGCACGGAAAAAACUGCACUAUACCCCGGAAAAGAGUGGCGAAUCCUGCAGUUCUAACCACGACAUCAGUUCAGCCAACGACUGUUAUUCAACAAAUCAGAACCAAAGAUUUCCAAGACCAGAGUUAUUAUUAUUACAAUAAUAACCUUCAGACGUGUGCCGAUUCAAAUUUGUGUUUGAAUGGUGGUACUUGCGUACUGACCGCACUUUCGACGGAAAACGUGGUGUCUACUGGAAGCGGACGGAGAAACAAACCGAACAGUUUUUACAAAUGCAUAUGUUCCGUCGGGUACCACGGGCAUCAUUGUGAAAUUCGUCUUGAAAACUUGGAUUUUUCAAAACAACACAUUGAUAAAAGACCUACACAAUCCAAAGUAGAAUACCAAGUGGACGAAGGUGAUGAUGUCGUUGUCGACAAUUCUUCUAGUAAUGAUGACGUUCAAACUGUUUCAUGUACUGAACUCAUGCUAAAUAAACAUUGGCCAUCUUCAGUCGACUCAUACGACAAGUGCAACGAAUGCCGAUGCAUAGAGACAAGUGCGGGUGCAGACGACGAUGACGAAGAGAGGAGGUUAACCGUACAAUGCACAAACUUGUGGUGUGGCCCUAAAAGCUGCUUUGAACAUCCCUGUACCGGAAAUCAGAUAUGUGUGCCCGUGGAAGAAACAACCGCGGACACUGUUGAUUUGUCAUCGUGGAAACGUUGCUUAAGGCCACCUUGUGCUGAAGAAGCCAUAAAUUAUAAUGGUCAUCAUCACCACGAACAUAAGAGCAUCAUGGGUGGCCGUUGUGUUUCUAAUGGUGAAGAUAUUGUCACCUCUAUCUGGCCGCUGUCCGUCCGUCACUGUUGGCCGAAUUACAUCAACGGCGCCAUGGAUAGACCGAUUGACAAUGUAAACGGUUGUGGCCGUAUGUCGCUUACUCUGGACACGAACCGUUUGCGCCGUGGCACAAAUACGGCGCAAGUGUGUCACAACUUGCGUAGGCUUAUAUCUUUGUCUUGGGUGAUGGAGACGUUUUUUGAAGGACACCAGUCGACGCCGGUGUACAUUAUGUGUGAAGCUCAGAAAAAAAACGAACAAGAUCAUGACAUAGACGAUGUAGUGAUUCAGAUUUUCGUGGCGAUUGAAUCAACGACCGACAAAAGUGGUCUGGUACAGCGGACAUUAAACACUUUACAUAAGCUUUUGUUGAACCAAACAUCGGAUAAUAAAAAAGGCCAUCGGGAAGAGUUAUUUUCUGCCGUUUCUCUGACCGCAGCCGUCGUUAAAAUAGACUUACAAAACAAAUCGCCAGUGUCUCCUCAAUACUCGGAGACUUUAAAUGAUUAUCAGUAUUAUUAUUGGACCGGCGUUGCUUGUGGAGCUUUGGCCAUUCUGAUCGUUUGUGUUCUCUUGCGAUUUGGAUAUCAGCAUUGGAAGAAUAGAAACGGCAACAGUUGUUCGGUUAUCUCAUCAGGCGGUAACGGAAAGUCCAACACGAUAUCGAAUCAAACAAGCAAUAGUAAUAACAAUUUAAUAUUACUUGUUCAACGACAGAACGAAGAAAACCUGAGGAGGUACUCGGCCGUAACGGCCAAUUCCAAUAAGUUAAACAGCGGCAGCCUCAACUCCGUCAACGGCGCUCUUACAACGUCAUCGCUGAACUGUUCUCGGAUAAGUAUUGUCCAUCCUCUGUGCCAGCAGUCUGAUGGAAUUUUAAACCAACAACAGCAGCAGCAUCAAGUGUUGGAAAUUUAUGAUCAAAAAAAUAACGGUAUGGAUAUAGAAAAAGUGGCUUCGAUUGAAGACAAAAUCGGAGCAGACAAUUCGGUCGUUGUGAAACCCUCAGCCACAAUGAUGGUCGCACCCCCUCAACACAUCCAUCAAAUACCAUUGUGUAAAAAAACGCAAAAUACCGACCAACAACACCACUAUCAGCAACAACAUCAGGUCCUUGUCCAUCCUCAACAACCCGUCAUUUCUGCGGUCCAACAUAACAACAUGGGUAAUGUCAGAUCCAUCAACACCGACAGGGCGAGUUUCAAAAACGACCAAACGUUGACGGCAUUGAUUUAAUGACUGCCACAUCGGUUAAAUCAACUCAUACGUGAUCCUCUGAUAAAUCUAGUGUUUAAGCGUGCAAUUUUUUUUAGUUAUUUGUUUUUAUUAUUUAUGUUUUUAUAAUAAUUAUUAUUGAAGAUAAUGUAAGCGUUUGCCUAUCAUGAAAAUUGUAUCGAUCACAUUAUAUCGUGAUAUAAUCUUAUUCUUGUAAAAAACUAAAGUUAACCUUGAAUGUACAUUUCUUUUUCAUAAUUGUAGUUGACAUGACCAUGCAAAUAUUAUUAUUAAUAUAAAUCAGAUACGUUCGCAGA